Messenger RNA from Bactrocera latifrons, 450 nucleotides. RefSeq lists its product as uncharacterized. Bases 1 to 450 code for a protein of 149 amino acids. NCBI's taxonomy places the organism in Eukaryota, Metazoa, Arthropoda, Insecta, Diptera, Tephritidae. The record is from RefSeq and is a predicted model, not a curated record. The transcript has 2 exons.
AUGGAACAUGUUGGCUUUCACUACGAUCCUGACUGCGACUACAGCCUGCAUGGUGCCAUUGGAGCAAUGGAUGUUAUUUGUACGCAUUGCAAUGCAGCGAAGUUUCGAGGAGGAACAGCUGGCAUGUGCUGCUCCAGUGGCAAAGUGAAACUGCCUGCAUUGGAACCGCCACCAGAACCAUUAUAUUCCUUACUCACUGGAGAAUCGCCGACGUCUAAGCAUUUCUUGCAGAACAUACAAGCACACAAUUCACGCUUUCAAAUGACUGCUUUUGGUGCCACAAAUAUCAUUAGAUAUCCAUUUAUGCCGACGUUCAAGAUUCAGGGACAAAUAUACCAUCGAGCAGGCUCGCUCAUACCAUUUGCCGAUGCCGACUAUCAAUUUUUGCAAAUAUAUUUCAUCGGCAAUGGGGCAGCAUUCCAGACGAUUCAACGCACCAACAACCGAUGA